CUAAUUGCUGUGUUGCUUGAUCUGUGAAGAAGAGUCAGACAAAGAUGGUUGAUACGGAAUCCAUUCGGACUGUCAUCGGAGUCAUUGGAAAUGUGAUAUCUUUCUUCUUGUUUGCAUCUCCGAUGCCAACUAUAUACAAGAUAUGGAAGAUGAAGGCGGUGGAGGGAUUCGAACCUGAUCCGUACCUUGCAUCUAUAUUGAAUUGUUCGAUGUGGGUCUUCUAUGGUCUUCCCUUUGUUCAUCCCCAUAGUUUACUUGUUAUCACCAUUAAUAGCGUCGGUCUCUUUUUGGAGAUCAUCUAUAUCCUCGUCUUUAUCAUUUACGGCACCAACAAAAAGAGAAUGAAAAUUGGUCUGGUGCUGUUGGUUGAAGCAAUUUUCUUUGCAGUGAUAGUGGUCAUUGCGCUUCUCUGUUUUCACACAACCACCAGGAGGACUCUGUUUGUUGGGAUUAUUUGUGUGUUCUUCAAUUGUUGUAUGUACCUGUCGCCACUCCUUAUCAUGAAAAAGGUCAUCACAACAAAGAGUGUUAAAUACAUGCCAUUUCUGCUCUCGCUGACCAAUUUUCUCAAUGGUGUGUGUUGGUUGAUUUAUGCGCUCCUCCGUUUCGAUCCAUUCCUCCUGACUGGAAAUGCAAUAGGAACACUGGGAGGUUUAGCUCAACUCAUACUAUAUGGAAUCUACUACAGAUCAACACCAAAAGACGAUGAUACAGGGAAGGAAUCUCAAUCUCAGGUGGAACUCUCCACUCAAGAGACGAUUUGA
Telopea speciosissima is the source of this 764-nucleotide messenger RNA. RefSeq names its product bidirectional sugar transporter SWEET5-like. The record is from RefSeq and is a predicted model, not a curated record. NCBI's taxonomy places the organism in Eukaryota, Viridiplantae, Streptophyta, Magnoliopsida, Proteales, Proteaceae. Gene Ontology annotation, cellular component: membrane. Gene Ontology annotation, biological process: carbohydrate transport. Gene Ontology annotation, molecular function: sugar transmembrane transporter activity. Bases 45 to 764 code for a protein of 239 amino acids. The transcript has 6 exons.